CUGUCAUCCGUCAUGGAUUUUCAGUUCAAAGUCCCCCACUCGAUCCCUCAGGAUAUACUCCUUAUUCAAGAAAUUGUCGGAGUUAUCCCUCCGCCAAAAGAAGAUGUCUGGAAGGAUGUCCACAAGUCCACAGACUCAAGCGAUGAUUCCAUCGCAAGCUCGUCCAGCGAGAUUGACAGUGAGGACGAGGUUGAAGCUGAUUUGAUGGUUCCAGAGGAGGAAUCUGCCAAUCCUACGCCUAUUUUGUCAGGAUCACCAGAGUCAGACUCAAGCUCAGACUCUGAUUCUUCGGAUUCUGAUUCCGAGGUAGACGAGGAUGAAACUGCUAAUAAAGCAGGAGAUAAAAAUGUGCUGAACCCUCGAAAACCACAGAUUGAUGUGGACGACGAUGACGAGGAGUCAGGCGCUACACCUGUUGCAUCAUAUGUACAGACCAAAAAUGAGAUUGUCGAGACAGAUAUCGUUGUCCCUUCUAUAUCAGAAGUCGGACCCGAAGAAGUAUUGGAACGAGUUGGCGAGGUGAUGAACAUUAUUGGAAACGUAGUAAUCGUGAAAGGCCUUCCUGCUGAAUCCUCCAGGGCUGCGUCUGAAAAGGCACUAGAUGUUGAGACAUUACUUGUAUUCGAUGAUCGACAAGUUCUCGGACAUGUGUAUGAAACGUUCGGGCCCACUUCCCAACCCUUAUAUCAAAUAAAAUUCAACCAGAGCUACCCACUGGAUCCUGAGAAGAUUCGUGUCGCUCGCGAAGUUUACCAUGUACCGCAACGAAGUAAUUUUGUUUUUAUGGAAUACCUUAAAAAGCUUCGCGGCAGCGACGCAAGUAACAUUCAUGACGAGGAAACCGGUGAAGAUGAAAUGGAGUUCUCGGACGACGAACAAGAAGCCGCGUUCAAGCAGGCACGGAAGAAAAAACGUAGCAUGUCUGUAUCAUCAUCUCGACGAACAACACCUGCGCCGUCGCAGUCUCACUACAAUUGUGAUACUGAUGAAAUCAUCUACGGGGCAAACCCAUACGACGCCCAUGGUCCAUAUGAUGACGGGUACCGGGUUGCCGGGCCGUCGCGCCCAGCGCCUAUUCCAUACGACGACCCGUAUGCUAACGAGGUCAAAGUGGACAUUAUGAAGUAUGAAGAAGAAUUCAACGGGCCCUCCAUUGAGACUCGUCUGUCUGGUAGGGAAACCGAAAGAGACUUCACAGACAGCAGAGGACGAGGGCGGGGGCGUAGUAGGGGUCACGAUAGAGGUGGAGGGGCUCGUGAUGGUGGAAGGGGUCGUGGGCGUGGGCGGCCAGAUCGGGGACGACGUUCAUGGGGAGAAUCUAGAUGGUCUCAACAAAACCCUACGGCUCCUUCAAUGGAACCGUACAAUGCAAGCCGCUCGAUCCCUCUAUUGCCCACAUCUGACGAGAUAGAGCGCGGAACAAAUCAACCAGCUGGAAUCCCCAGCUAUCCUUCACAGCCUUUCUCGCCUUCACCAACGUGGAGUUAUCAGCCAGGCGGCUUUCAAGGUCAUCCGUUUGGACAACAACAGCAGCAGCCACAAUCCGUACAGCCGCACAUCAAUCCCCGAUUUGCGUCCGCAUUUGGAUUUAAUGGUCCUUCUGCAUGGUUUGGGAACCAAGAAGCUCGGGUCAACUCUUAUCAUGUACAACAGCCUGCUCAACCCUGGACGAAUCAGUGGUUGGUGCAUGGACGGGAGUGCGACAACGCGGAGAGCGAUGCAUACACCCCGAUCUAGUAGGUUCGAGUUCAUCCUGGAAUUCCUGUUCGGCACGUUCAAUUGCAUAUAUUUUCACUGAAAUCAUACCUCUGAGCCCUGCUUGGGUCGUCCUAAUAUAAAGCACUAUCGUGCCGGCAGCGAAUAACGCAAAUCGCCUGUCGAGCUUGUCCAUCUUUGGCCUAAGCUAUGUGCAUACUUUGUGCGUACUUCCUUCUAGCUUGCAAUACAACAAUAUUUGGGAUCUCAAGAUGCGCCACACAACGCUUGGAAUAUUCCAGUUAGGUCCCACAUGCCCUUCAGUGCCUGACAGGCCUGGCACUGACAAACUUGCGAAAAAAAAAAUGAGAGGGCUACAUGUAAAUUGGGAUGGACAUAACGAAAAAGAACGGAGACGAUCUUCAAAUCAAGUCCUUUUGACUAGGGCGAACUCGCACGUGUGCUUCAACUUCAGAAGAGAAGCACACGUGUGGGAGGUGAUUCGUGGGUCAAAGUUAAACACUGG
Molecule: messenger RNA, 2221 nt
Organism: Suillus bovinus
Lineage: Eukaryota; Fungi; Basidiomycota; Agaricomycetes; Boletales; Suillaceae
Product: Gar1/Naf1 RNA binding region-domain-containing protein
Exons: 4
Coding region: 13-1737 (574 amino acids)
Biological process (GO): ribosome biogenesis; box H/ACA snoRNP assembly; pseudouridine synthesis
Cellular component (GO): sno(s)RNA-containing ribonucleoprotein complex
Molecular function (GO): RNA binding
Source: RefSeq, a predicted model, not a curated record